Molecule: messenger RNA, 2342 nt
Organism: Anarrhichthys ocellatus (wolf-eel)
Lineage: Eukaryota; Metazoa; Chordata; Actinopteri; Perciformes; Anarhichadidae
Product: transcobalamin-1-like
Exons: 7
Coding region: 1614-2138 (174 amino acids)
Biological process (GO): cobalamin transport
Molecular function (GO): cobalamin binding
Source: RefSeq, a predicted model, not a curated record
UUAGCAACUUGUGAGGAAAAAGAUGUUUGCAGCACAUCCUUCUUUUUAUCUUGUGGUAGUUGCCAGUGUUGUAUUAUUGUUACUGGUGUUUGUAUUUGUAUUAUCGGUCCUGUUCCACGAUAUCACAAAAUUACCUGAUUGACAUUUUAAUCAAUUUCAUCUUGAAAAAGACACAAACGCAUUGUACCCUUCUGUUGUUUGUCAGAAAUGUAUGGAGCGUCUGGGGCGCCGGGGAAGGCCAGAAGAGAAAGGAGUGAAACUGGACUAUCUGGAUAAGCUGCAUGUUCAACAUGAGAGGUGGCUUGUGGAGAAGAGCACUGAAUUACAUUUUGAGAAGUUGAAACAGAUACCUGUGUUGCAACUGGAUGCCAGUGUGGAGUUUCAGAGUGACCCAGAGGUGCAGGAGGAAUUUAUACGAAAGAUAAAAAAGUUCUUCGCUGCUUUAUGAGAGUCAGCUCCCAUCACCAGUGGGAAACCGAUGGGACCAGUCAGACCUCAGUCAACUGUGUUAACUUACAUAUAGAGGGAAGGAAAUAUAAAGUAAUAUUAAAGGUUUUCUCUCUUUGAGAAGUUGCUGGACCACCUGUUUGUUUUUUUUCUGUAUACAAAUGUCUUAUCUCUAAAUAAACUGUUCGAUUGUUAAAUUUGUUCUGCUUUUAUUGUUUGCAUGUUAAUGUUUUGAGAUUCACUGGCUGGUUAAAGUUAGUUGUUACACUGUACUGUUUAUUCCCCUUGAAAUCCAAACUAAGUCUGUGCUGUCAGUUCUAUGACCAUUUGGAAACAGUUACACACUCCUGACUGACAAUGAACAAGCAAACAAGUAUUAAGUAUUCCAUUUGUUGUCUGUUAACAAAUAAAAACCUUAUCUAAUUGUUGUGAUGCAUUUUCCAUUUUAUUAUCAAUUAAAUGACAUCUUUUAUUCCUAGUUUCUGUAUGUGUGACAUUACCUUUGCCAUUGCUACUAAACAGAAAGGUGCUAAUGGCUGCACAGCAUUUAAAGUGUUAUUUGUUAAUGGAUUUUUACAUUUCAAAAGGAUUUGGCUCCCGAGUGAGUAGAAAAGUCCGGGCGGUUUGACAGGACAAUGACCUUGGCUAAAUGUUGUCUUUAUCUCCCCCUCCGGUGUGCUCUGAUGAUCACAGGGGCUGUUCAGAUGCCUGGAGUGAUCAGGGGUCAUCAAAGGGCAGCUGUCCACUAUAAAGGGGCCUGUCUGGAGCUCCGUCUGCACAUAGCAUCAUUUCAGCCCGAGACCAGCUGCAGGAAGGAAGGAGCUCUUUUGCCUCUCUCUCAUUAUUGUCGGAGUAGAGUUAGUUUGUUUCAGUUAAAAUGGAAGCCAGCGUCCUGACAGUUUUCUGCACACUCCUCGUCUGUUCUUUUGGAUCCACACAGGGCCACAGAUAUUUGAAAGACCUCAAGUCCAGUUCAGCAUUCAGAAAUCUCUCAUUUAAUCAUCGCAGCAGAUAUCCUCUAUACAUGAUGCAGCUGUACCGCUCCUUCAGGACCGUCGAUUUCUCACCCUCAUUAGCUGUCAACGCCGCUACAAUGCAAGGUCACAACUCGUCAGUGCACAGUUCUGACUCCGUCCUCAGUCUGAUGGCCAAAGGCCUUAAUAGCAAUGGGCAGCCAAGUUGCAGAGUGUGCUGCCUCAAUGGAGGCCAUGAGGACGGAUGCGAGAAGCAACACAUACCACAACCCCAUGGGCAUAUCUCAGAUCCUUCCAGCUCUCCAGCAGAAAUCCUACCUGGCGGUUAAAAGCAAGGAGUGCCUCAAUGAGGACGACACUCUGGUGCUGGAGCCCAUAGAUCCUGUGGUGGUUUUACCAAGCGAGUCCACGUUGACUGUGAUGGUGGAGGUGGUGGCGUCCAGCGGGGCCGCUGUUGUUUACUCUGUGGAUGCACCGAAGGGGAGCUCUCUGUUGGAGGCCCUUGAACUUCUCAAGGGCAAAAAUGUUGGCUUCACGUUUGAGAAGGAGUCCAGCUUGUGGGGACCCUUCUUAAGCGCGGUGAACGGAGAGCAGGCCAGACAGAGCGACCGUAGAUACUGGCACCUCUCCUCUGAUGGCACUGCACUCAGUCAGGGUGUUAAUGAUUUCAAGAUUGAGGUUGCUCAGAAGAUAACCAUCAAAAACACAAGCUACUAGUCGGUCACUGCUGAUGCAGCAGUGAUUGAUGAGGAUGAAAAGCAGUUAAAACUAUUUGUUGUUUAAACCAGUGAUUGUGCUUUUUUAAACAAAUAAAAAAAGUGUAAUGCCUUUUUAAAUGAAGUUUCUGUAAGUUUGUCUCUUGUUGCAGACAAAAUAUGAAUUAUAAGCAAGUGACAGUUGAUUAAAUUACUAGCACCUUUA